AUGACCGAGCAAGAUGUGUCCAUCUUUACGCAAUGUCUUCGUGGCUACUCAGUUGCUCCUGUUGGAAAGAAUGUGAUUCAUCCUGAUCAGGUUUUAUGCGAGCUCAAUGAUGUUUCGUCAUGCCCUAGCAACGAAAACACAUUUGCAGCUGAAACGACUGAUAUUGACGUAUCUGACUCUCUAUUAGUUUCAAUGUGUGGAGAUAAAACCAGAUUACAACAGCUGAAAGAACGUAGAGAGCAGUAUUUGAAUGAGGAACGCGAACUUGGUGGCUCUUUCAAUAUUUUCAAUAAUGAAGUACCAAAAUUUACUAGCAUACCCGUAGAAGAUGUAGAUUUGAAUAAAACUCCAGUACAAACUGCUGGAUCCCAGGGGAGAAUUGGUGAAGGCUGUUCAACACCCAAGGACAUCAUUGAUCAUACGUUUGGCCCGUUACGGCAUCUCGAUCUUUCUGAGGUAGCUGAUAUAACAACCCACCUGAAUCUUCCGAAAGUAUUAGCAGAUAGUACCAAUAAUGAUAAGAGACCCAAAAAAAUUUCAAUGGUACCCGAGAAGCGACAGAGCGAGACUUUUGUGUUACCAGUGGUUAACAAUGAGGGGACUUUCCUGGUUCCAAAGCCAAUUCGACGUAUCUCGAAACCCGCUGACGCAAAAAAAGAGGAGGUAAAGAAGACGGAUAGCCUUUCUGUUAAAGCUAUAGCGAAUGCUGCUUCACAGAAGGCUACUGAUACUCUAAAAUUUAACCUGAACGCCGAGACUGUGGAAAAAAAGAACAAUCUGAAUGUAUUGAUCAAGCCAGCUAAAGUUGCAACCAUUCCCCCCGCAAAUGAACAGAAACAGUCCGAAACAUUUGUUCUGGAUCGUGAAGAAACUUUUGUUAUACCCGAGAAAGUUACUACACAUCCUGUCAAGAUAGGAUCAUCUGCUAGGGAGAAACGAGAGCAGAAUAGAAAGAAUCAGUCAUCUCUACUGGAAGAUUUGCGUAUGGAUAUUAACUCCCCCGGCCGAAUUAUGUUUGGUUCUAGACCUGCUAAGAAAGUUAGAGAAUUGCCCCCAACACCAGUUCAGAAUCGUGAUGUGAACGAGAAGAAUCUUUUUGGCAUCAGAGACAGGAUUGGUGUUAUGACACUGGGUUCAAAGAUAUCCAAAGCGAAAGAGAGAAUUGUUGACGAGAAUCAUGACGAAGACUUAAUUCUAACUGUUCCUGCAACGGGCAAGGAAGAUGAUGUUCAGCCUGAUGUUGAUAUGGGUACACCUAAGAGAAGUACUGGAUCCCAGCGAACUAACGCCAUUCAGGCUGUUGUUGAUCGUCUGUAUCAGUCCCCUUCUAGGCGUAUUCGUGAAAAAGAAAUAUCAAAGAAACCCACUGCAGCUCCGACGCCAUCGAAAGAUGAUUUGUUGGCAACUCCCACUCGAGCACAAAAGACACCAAGAACAGAACUAACUCCCAACGCUAAUUUCAUGAAGCCAACUGUGUCGUCAGUCAUGAGAACUUCAAUAAACUCUGGAAAGCGAGGUGCUGAUGUCAGUAGAAUUUUACAGGAGAGUGUUUUAAGAACACCUACUUCUACGGAGUGUACACAAAUUAUGUGCGAGAGACAGAUGAACAGUGGGGUUAUCCCUCGUUUCGAUACUGCCAAAAUUGAUCGCACCAAAUUGGAGAGAAUCCGCUUAUUCCCUAACGAUACUCGCAAUGAAUCGUUUAUGUCGACUAGAGAAGCGAACCUCGCGAAGUCUCGGUCAAAACGAAAGUCGCAGGCUGAUGUUUAUGAUAAUACAUGUUCAAAUGGAACAGAGAGGAGAAAUUGUGUUCCGAUCGCCGAAAAUGCGGAAGAAAGUUUGGUAGAUAACUCGAUGGGUGGAGUACCAGACUGCUACGACGAUUCCCACGUUCAAAAUGCAAACUGUCUGCCCAGUACUCCCUGUCGAGCUCCGGAUGCGAAACGUCUUCUAACUGAUUCUUGUUGCACGGUGAACACGCCGUCAAGAUCUGGGAACAAGCUGAAUUUCGAUGAUGAUGAUGAUGAUAAUGACGAUCAUGACAACAACAAUGAUGACAGCAAUGUAUCAAGCGGACGUGGUAACAAAAUGUCUCACAGUGCUCGAUUCGAUAAUGAUGGAUCAACAGUGAACGAUGAACUUUUCGAGAGAUUGUCCGUUACUGAUGACGAAGAUAGGAUUGUGUCGAUAGGCCGCGUUCUAAAGCGCAAAAAAGUUGAAAUCGUUCUUAAGCCAAGAGAAAUAAUUAAACCCGUCAUCGAUGAAGACAGUGUUGGACUGAGACGAUCAACAAGGAAUCGGAUGAAACCGACUAGAGAUUGGCUUGGCGAGAAGCCAGUUUAUGCAUUUUCACCAAGUGGUGGCAGAAAGCUUGUUGGAUCUACUUCUGUCGUCAUUCAUGAUCCUACGUUACUGAAGGCUCGUUCUUUGGAUAUCAAUGUUAUAACAGAUCAGCAAAUAAGAGAAAACGCAAGAAAGAGAAAGGAGCGAGAGCGGCGCAGAGCAGAAGCUAAACUGAGAAAAGCUCGUAAAGUCAAGCAGCUUCGCGCGUUACACAGGAAAGGAGAGAACUUAGACAUAACUGUUGACUCGAUUGUAACAAGUUCUGAUGAAGAUUCUGAGUAG
Molecule: messenger RNA, 2625 nt
Organism: Auanema sp. JU1783
Lineage: Eukaryota; Metazoa; Nematoda; Chromadorea; Rhabditida; Rhabditidae
Source: the annotation of a GenBank genome assembly